AUGAGCAAGUCACAUCCGUUUUUGUGGACAACCCAUUGUGUUUGUAUGUCUAUUUUGACAUGGGAUGAGACCCCUGUGCGCAUACCAGUGCUACUGCUGUUCAUAUACAGUGCGCCUAUCGGUGCGUCACUGCCUACCGGUGCCGCCCAUACCCGCUCGCAACGGCCAAUGCCAACUCUAUUUGCCACUUGGUUGCCUGUGGCGUUCAACGGCACCGAACAGGCCUACUAUCCGUACGGCUACCACCUGUCCAACAAUAGUCUAUACAACACGUCACCCGUCGGUGCCGGGGGUGGAAGUGGCAACGGGGGCUCGUGUACGCCACCCGGACACUCGGGCUCAGCCGUAUCGCCGUACAGUAUGCUGAACGCGGCGGCAAAAUCCAUGCGCUACGGCCACCCCUACGGCCCGGCCGUGCAAUAUCCGGCCAGUUUGGGAGGGGUCGGCGGUGGCGGGGCCUCUAUGAUGGUGGGCGGCGGUGGCGGUAUGUCCGGCAAAGAGAUGGUCAAACCACCAUACUCGUACAUCGCGCUCAUCACCAUGGCCAUUAACGGCGCGCCCGACAAAAAAGUCACCCUCAACGGUAUCUACCAGUUUAUCAUGGACAAAUUCCCCUUUUAUAGGGAAAACAAACAAGGUUGGCAGAAUAGUAUCAGGCACAAUUUGUCGCUCAACGAGUGUUUCAUCAAGAUCGCGCGGGACGAUAAGAAACCGGGCAAGGGCAGCUACUGGACGCUCGACCCGGACAGUGUCAAUAUGUUUGAUAAUGGUAGUUAUUUGCGCCGCCGGCGCAGGUUCAAGAAAAAGGACACUGGUAAAGAGAAAGACCAGCCUGGUGGUGAGUUACAGGGUGGGGGUGCCGGGGCUAAGGCCGAUAGGCUUAGACAGUGUGCCGGCGGUGGAGGUGCUAAUAGUGGCUGUCAGUCGUCGACCGGCGCGGCGGCCAAAGACAGCAAACGUGAUAAUCAUAUGAAAUCGGGCGACGAUGUGCUGGCGCUGAAGGCCAGCACCGGUGCUAACAAUAGUAAUCAUCAUAACAGCGCUGGUAGCGGUAGUGGUGGUGCACAUAGAGUUAACAGUAGUAAUAGUAGUGGUAGUCGCGGAUCAUCUGCGUUAAGGCUGGCCACUAAUCCGUACUCUAUGGCCAACACAACCGCCCGAUCGGUCAUAUCGAUGGCCAAUAGCAGCGGUGAUGGUGGUGGUCAGGGGCUGCAACAACAACAGCCUGUCCAUCACCAACAGCACAUACCGGUGCCCAACAAUAACAUAUCGGCCCAAACGCGACUUUUGCACCAAAUCAUCAACAAUGGCAUCAAUAGCUGUACAGAUACUGGCAAUCAGGGCCUACUGUUGACUACCAGUGCCGGACUAUUGGCCAAGAAGGAGGUGCUGGACAACUUUACCGUCGAUGGCCUGAUGGCCAGCGCCCGUAAUAACGGUUCCGGUGGCGGCCUAUUAAACCGGGCCAACUGUCUGUACGGCUCGUGCGGCGGAUCGCCCACCGGUGGCGGCGCUACCGACGACUCCAGCCCUCACAACAACUACUGCCAGUCGCCGCCCGUACCGCUUGACCCCACACAACAGCACCACCCCCUACACCAUCAUUACGACCGGGACAUUGGCCACCCCGGGGGUCACCCCCAUCACCAGUCCAUGGGUAUAGUGAUCGAGGACAUUAGCGCCACCGCCAUGAGCACCAGUGCCGGCCAUUUGACAGUUCAGGCCACAGCCACGGCCAGUCUCGCCGGCACUGGGAGUCCCAUCGUUUACGAUCACCACAGGGCUAACGGCUGGUACGGCAGCUCAGGCGACGGCGGUUCGCCUACCGAUUGUGAUAUACCGGUGGGCGCCGGCGGCCCUCAGGCCACUGCCCAACAACUGUACGCCAACGCCUGUAUGCGGGCGGCUGUGGCCGCCGACUUGUAUGCGGCCGAUAGACUGUCGGCAACCACCACAGGUGCGGACAGCGAUGACCAACACUCGCCGCCGGUGAACAAUACUAAUGGCAAUAGUAAUGGUAAUAAUAGUGGUGUGAAUAGUGCCGGUUGUGUAGCGCAGGCUUCCCAUAGUAAUAGCGUUACGCCCGAUGGUUAUCAGCCGACAAGCGGGUCCGGGAGUCCAGUGGCCACCGCUGCCACACCCGCUGGUGGGCCCACCGCCUCCUAUUUCGCCCGUUUCUAG
This is a messenger RNA of Medioppia subpectinata, 2181 nucleotides long. NCBI's taxonomy places the organism in Eukaryota, Metazoa, Arthropoda, Arachnida, Sarcoptiformes, Oppiidae. The record is from the annotation of a GenBank genome assembly.